GUCUCAGGCGAGUAGGCGACUCUCAGCUCAGUGCUGUAUUUUUGUAGCACGUCAAAAUAUCAUCGUCGUUCUGCGUUAGACAGUCAAACUAUUUGACAAAGUAAUAAAAGUGGUCGAGUCGAACGCAACACUUGUUAGCGCGAACGCGAGAAUUUUAAUAUAAAUGACGAAAGAAAAUAUGUCAUUCCCUGUAACCAAAGUAGAGGAUACUGGGCAAGAAGGUCCAAUAAGAUGUAUAUUUUUCUCGGAAUUUCAUCCGACUGCAGGCCCUAAAAUAACUUGUCAGGUGCCUGACAAUUACAUAUCCAAAGACAUAUUUGAUAAUGUAAGCGUCUACAUUAUUCCAAAAGCACAACUCCAAAGAAGUACAAUUACUGUUACGUUAAAAGAUUACAAGAUUCUUGGCUUUCCGAUCAAGAUUGACAACAAAAAGUACGCAAGAAACGCUUUUUACUUCAACCUGUGCUUCGUCUGCGACGCCGAAGCCCGUACAGUGCAUUAUGAACCUGUCGUGAAAAAAAUGUCUGAUUUUUUGAUGGCUUUAGAAGUGGAAAAUUGUUUUCUGUCUGCGUCAAAAAAUAAAACAAGGCUUUUAGAAAUGUUAUAUCAAGUAAUGAAUGAUUUGAAUAUGCACAAAAUGUGCACUCUCACAGAAGGUACAAUGACAUCUCAUUUAAAAGUUGUUCGCUUAGCACCAGAACCAAAACCUGUUCUAGACCAUCAAGUACCUAUCUUUUUAGAAGGUAGAGAAGCAUUUCGUAGUGAUCAGUGGGAUUUGACUACGCAACAAGUAUUACCGUACAUUGAUGGCUUUAAUCAUGUUGCACGAAUAGCAGCAGAAGCAGAUGUGGAAAACAAUCUGGUUAAAAGCUGUGUACAGAAUCUUGUAUAUUAUGGAGUUGUAACGCUCAUUCCAAUAUUCCAGUACAGCAAUGUUUACACUACCACUCCAAAACUGAAAGAACUUGCCAAAAAUAUAGAAUUACAAGCUCAAUGCAUAGAAUAUACUUCCAAAUCAUCAAGACAACCAGCAUUUUUAAGAGAUAUCUACAGGAUGUAUGCUAGUAUGACUCAUGGUAAUAGCAUAAGAGAUUUAUGUCAAAGACUGAACCCACAAACAUUAAGAAUUAAUGAAAGGAAACUCAUUCAAUUUGGCCUAAUUGAAGGACUCAUCAGGAGGGUUCAUAAAUACCCUAUUUUACUACCAGACAAUCAUAGCGAGGAAGGGCGAAAUAAUCCUCUGUACAAAUAUUUCACCGGUUCCUACAGUCUUGAUGAGAUUUGCUGUACCACUGGUCAAUCAUCAGCCCAAAUCGAGGAUAUCGUUGAGCGCGACCCAAGCGUCGUUAUGCUAUGGAAAUAAUAAUCUCAGAAGAAGAGUGAAAGAAA
Trichogramma pretiosum is the source of this 1389-nucleotide messenger RNA. It is a transcript of the gene Nprl2, whose product is annotated as GATOR complex protein NPRL2. Gene Ontology annotation, cellular component: GATOR1 complex; vacuolar membrane. Gene Ontology annotation, molecular function: GTPase activator activity. Bases 164 to 1363 code for a protein of 399 amino acids. The transcript is spliced from 8 exons. Lineage: Eukaryota; Metazoa; Arthropoda; Insecta; Hymenoptera; Trichogrammatidae. The record is from RefSeq and is a predicted model, not a curated record. Gene Ontology annotation, biological process: negative regulation of TORC1 signaling; positive regulation of autophagy; cellular response to amino acid starvation.